AAUAGUUCUCUAUCCAACCUCUUCCCCAUUUGCAGGCGCUCUAAAUAUACGAAUGUUUUCCUCAUCCGAUUCGAUACAAGGGCGUUACAAAGCCUCGUCUGGAAUCAGGUACUUCGCGCACAUGUAAAAGCACUUAGACCCUUUGUCGAUGACAUAACGUUCUACUAACUUAGCAGAGAUAGUGACGUAAAAGCAAACAAAACCAAUUGGUGUCAAUUUAAGCAAUUUCUAGUGCAGAGUACAGGGUAAAUUUUUAUUUCGUCUAAAGCGGUGUGGCAGUGUAUGUCUAAUAGCAGUAAAUGUGCACGUUGUAAAGCUAUCGACCUCUGUUGUUCACCAUUUGAGGCUUAAUCUGAUUUGUGUAGACUGACUGAAAGCUACUCAAGUGGUCGAAUUUGAUUGGCUUCUCUAUACACGAAUGACAUUUUGUUCAAAAACAAGGCCAUAGAGUUGAUUGCACAAUGAAGAAUUUCCAGCGACGCCGCGUCUACCCGUACGGGCUUAGUGGUGGUGACCUAGAUGGGAACCACAUACAUUCCGAAACGUAUCAAGACGACCAAGAAUCAAUGAAGGAUCGCGGCGAUAAAGGCCUCUACUUAGAAGAGGCUUUUAAUCGACCGCAACAACAUCAACAAAAGCAAAAUCAGCGAACAGAACAAUGUACGUCGUGCAAAGGACUUAAAUGGUACUUCCGGGCGUACGUGUACGGACUGCAUGCACUGGUCUACGAAUAUUUAUCGCUUCUGCGCCAUCGCGGCGGAAAUGACCAUUCCAGUGAUACUGAAGAAAGUUUCUUGGCCUCCUUGCCAUUUGAGGCCGGCUUUCCUCUGCGAAUACUCACCUAUAUGACUGUACUUUGGGUGAUUGAGUUUCUGUAUUUGCGAUUUCAUAUUUUUGUUAUACCAAUCCUGAUUCGCGGUGUGGCAUACCUCAUUUUCGCACUCACCAUUGACGCCCUCUGUUACUACAUCUGUAGUGAUCUAGCGCUUGGUAUUACAAUAGAAGCCUGCCCUGUGUGGGUUGUCGGCCUGAUCUUUAUCGAAAAACUCCUCACGGAAACGCUACUUCGACGACUUCAUUAUUGUUCAGUUGGACAGGGACACAUUAAAGAUGACCUCGAGCUUUUUAUCGAAGGCCUCAUGACGCCACCACCACCAGGAUGCUGCGGUGGAGCGCACCGUUGUCCUAGGCAUCGCAGGUCCCUCAAACACGCAAACGGCCAUUCCCAGUCGCACGAUUACGGACGCCAGCUUCAUCAAUGCCAUCGUGGCGAACUGGAACGAACUCAUGAUCCAACGAUAGGCUACGCACACUCUACCGAUGACAUUGUUGAAGGUAUCAUGUCCUUAAGACCGGUGCGAUGGCCAUCUAGAAAUGCAGCUAGCUUGAAGGAAAUCACCGACCGUUUCCCUAUUGAACCUAAUGAAAUUAUGGGAGACUUUCCGCAAAAUCAAAAAAAAUCAUCGGAGAUUUUUCCACAAAAUCAAGAUAUCAUCGAAGAGCUACCAAAUAAACUAGAAGAAUCUUUUUAGUCAAACAUGCAUGAAAGAGCACCCUAGCUAGCAGAAAAAAACGUGCAUUUAAAAACUCAGUAGGAUCUGCACAAAUGUUUUAUGGUUCUCGCAACGAAGGCUACAUAAACAGAAUAUGCUAUACCUAACCGAAAAAAAAUAGCUUCCUGUACUGCAACAAUGGCAAAGGACUUAGAAAUGUAGAUGGAUAGUAAGUCGAACUGGUAGGAUCGAACAGCACGCUAAUUCAGCGGAAUAAAAACAAUACCAGCCUUGAUAAUGAGCUUCACUGGUUUUAUUGAGGAGAUCAAUAAAAUGCAUAAAUAUUUGUAAGUGAUAUCAAAACAGUUCCGAUUAAUUUCUGUUUCGAGAUAUAUUAUUUCUGUCAAACCGUUUCACAUUUAUCUGAAAUAGGUUUCGAUAAAAGAAGUGGAGCUAGCACUCUUUGAAAAACAGCUUAAACGUCAUGAAAACUAAUAAACCUACUGUUAUGAAGAGAGAUUACCACGGCUAUGAUAAUGACACUCAAUAUAAAAAGAGCAUUAAUUUAAAAAUGAGAGCUCGAGACAUUUUGGUCUGAACGCAGGACUCUUAUUAUUAUUUUUUUUUGUAAAAACCUUUCUGUGCUUUUACGCGGGCAAAAAAAAUCAGGAAUUUUAAAAUAUUUAUCAAAUUGCCCUGUUAUGAAUUUUGAGCUUCUUUUAAACUUAAAUAAUACUGAAAAUAUUUACUUUCUCAGAAAACAUGAAUCUUUCUUUAGAUUUUUUUAUACCUGGUUUUUAUUGAAUUGAUUGACCAUACAUGCGCCUGAAGCCGACGGCCCACCGUUUAGAACACAUAGUUACAGAACUCCUGACCCCACUAUAAUUACUUUACCCACCAUAAUUCUACUCACGAAGAUCAUAAAUGGAUCGAAGCUUCGGUUUCAAGUUGUUUUUCUGUUUGGGCUAAGGUUGUAACAUGACCGAAUUAUGUUGCACCAAAAAAUUUCUAAUAUAAAAAAUCAGCUUAGGCAGAGCGUAUGCUAUCGUAUUUCUCAUAAAGAGGAACACCAUAUAAAACGAUACCGUGCGACAUAGCAUAAGACUCUGUUUGAUAAAGAUCUUUAAGCCGACACUGCUGGAAUUAGACCUUGUAGCACAAUGUAAAAGCUCCACUAAUACAAAAUAAAUAUUCUAUCUUUUCCUCAUUCUCAUACAGAAGGUAUGAAGGUAAAGUGAUCUUACUUUGUGGUAUUAAAGUGCACGAAGACAAACUUAACUCUUGCCAAACCAUAUAUUUAAAAAACAGUGUUACUGAGUGAAUAAAUCUAUUCCAUGUAAUUGUCUAAACAAGUGACAUUUUCGAGUUCCAAGUGUUUUUAUCAUGCACCGCAGUCGAGCCGGCACGUGCAAUAUCUUUACAUUAACUUUGUAUCCGCUGAUGCGUUUGCAUCCAGUAAACCUUACAAAUUCAAAGAAAUGUCUACUUAACUGGACGCUUUCGCGAUAAUCGUUCCAGCUUGUUUAUUGUUGUUGGCUCUCGCAUUCUGGAGCACACUUCUAUAUUAUACGAAGACAAGUAGGCACGAACAUAGCAAGUAGUACUAUAAAGUUAAAAGUAAAACGUGAGUGUGAUAGAACUAAAUGUACGUAUAACUGCAACAUAUCUCUACAUAAUGUUUUUAGCCAGUUUUUAAUGAUUCUAUUGACACUUGCGUAUGAGUGAACUUUUGCUGUGCAGGCGACGCUAAGACGUCAAAUAUCACAAAGGUGAAUAACUGUAAAAGAUUAGAAGAACAUUAACGCAACAAUCUUUCCGGAAAAUGUUAUAAGGAAGAAAGGUGAACUUGAAAUAAAGCGAGGACAGAGAUCGAGUGAAAUCAGGUAGAUCGUAAGGAUGCGCAAGUGUAAGCAAGCGAGUACAAUAAAGUCUGAGUAACAACAGGCCAUGCCUUCCGGACAUAGCUGUGGGUAAUUCUCAU
Varroa destructor (honeybee mite) is the source of this 3474-nucleotide messenger RNA. RefSeq lists its product as uncharacterized. Lineage: Eukaryota; Metazoa; Arthropoda; Arachnida; Mesostigmata; Varroidae. The record is from RefSeq and is a predicted model, not a curated record.